Messenger RNA from Mercenaria mercenaria, 3028 nucleotides. Its product is annotated as proprotein convertase subtilisin/kexin type 4-like. Gene Ontology annotation, cellular component: Golgi membrane; trans-Golgi network. The coding region runs from base 232 to 1893 and encodes 553 amino acids. The record is from RefSeq and is a predicted model, not a curated record. The transcript has 12 exons. Gene Ontology annotation, biological process: protein processing. NCBI's taxonomy places the organism in Eukaryota, Metazoa, Mollusca, Bivalvia, Venerida, Veneridae. Gene Ontology annotation, molecular function: serine-type endopeptidase activity.
AUAACACCAAGAACCUACAUAUUCCGUUUUACUAAAUGUCACUGCAGUAACCAGACUGAGUCUAUUGCCUUUUUGAAAAAGGAGUUUCAAAACUUGAUAAUCGAAAUAGAGAAAGUCAAACAAUACGUUCACGUUAUUAAAUCCAAUGCAUCGUAUUUGGACAAGCCUCGCAGCGAACCUUUAGUGCAGGGUCUUGAAGAGUCAAAUUUGGUAUGUGAUAGAUACUAUGGUAUGGGUAUUGAGGAUGCAUGGUCACGUGGCUUUACUGGAAAGGGAGUGGUAGUUGCGGUUACUGAUGUUGGAAUAAAUACGGAUCUUAUAGAUAUCCAGCCAAAUAUUGAUGAUGAGCUAUGCUUUAAUUUUGUAAACAAUUCAACAGAUGUGACACCGGAGUAUUUUCAUUCUUACAAAGAUACAUCGACCACAGACCACGGGAACAGAUGCGCAAGCCUUAUUGCAGCAGUAAAAGGAAAUAAUGUUUGCAGUGCUGGAAUUGCUUUCAACUCAUCCAUUGUCGCGCUUAAAAUAUUUGGUGUUUACAAAGACAUUCCUAACCAUAUCUAUGUGCGAUCAAGCUCAGACAUGAUGGCCAGAUCUCAUGUGUAUGAACUUCAGAGUAUUGAUAUUUAUUCUAACUCAUGGGGACCAAGCCAACCGUUUUCUCAAAUUAAUCUUGACCAAAGAGAAGCUAUAGAUACAAGUGCAAAGAAGGGUCGUCGAGGUCUAGGCGCUGUACAUGUAUUUCCAGUAGGUCCUACCGGAAAUGAGUUAGCAAACAACGAACAUACCAUCACAGUAAGUGCAGUAGGGCAACACGGGACCGUUCCGAGAGAUUCAGUAAUAAGCGCAAGUGUAUUAACUUCAGGACUUCUAAGCGGAAAUAACCUGACUGCAGAUUCCAUGAUGACUACUUCUUUCGGAAACAAAUGCAUAACGAGUUUUGCAGGAGUUUCUGCUGCCGCUGCACAGGUAGCAGGGAUGAUAGCGUUAGCUUUAGAAAUAAAACCGUUGUUGACGUUGGCCGAUGUUCAAGACUUGAUUGUUUAUUCUUCGGACCUCAGUUGCUUAAAAAUGUCUGAAAAUGUUUCUACAAAUGCUGCCGGGCUAAAAUUUCAUCCUGUGUUCGGAUUUGGACUAUUAAACGGGACGAAGCUUGUUGACAGGGCAAAUGAAAUGAAAGAGGGGUUGGAGAUUUCAGAACAAUCCUUAAGCCAAAUUACCGCGUGUGACAAUAAAACGCAUGGAUACAUAGCUGACUUUUGUUACAAUUGUAAUCCUAACACUGGUGAUUUCAUACUAACAACUGGAUGUUUGUAUGCUGUCAAAACUGCAAAAAUUCAGUUUAUGUAUCGGACGUCUGCCAGACAAAUGCGCAUAUCUUUGAUUUCUCCAAAUGGAACCGUGUCAAUUCUACAGGACUUAAGUUCAGACAGUUUACAAACAGGCUCUACCGGGAGAAAACAAAUUCUCACUUCAGUUCAUUUCUGGGAUGAAGAUGCAUCUGGUCUAUGGAGAUUCAAACUUCAAUCAGACGGACAAGUCGAUGUGAUAGGAAAUGUUUCAUUGUCACUUUUCGGCGUUGUGUCAGACAUUACAACAAAUGGGACAUCAAUAAAGGAAACAGACUGUGCAAUGACAUGUUCAGGUCAUGUCCUAGAUUCUGGUAAUUCAGAUAGUCAUGAUGUUGUAAGUGCUGGUGUUAUUGUUGCUGUCGUUGCUGUCGCUGCUGUUUUUGCCAUAAUAACGGUUGCAGUGAUUUGUAUUAGAUCAAAACACAGGAGUUCACAAAGCGGAGUACCAAUGAUAGAAAAUGGUCAAACGUCAGCAGAAUCUCAAUCACCGCUGAUGAACCAACGAGUAAACAGUGAAACUUUGGAAGAAACAGCCACAUGAGUUCACUGUUACCAUGUAUCAUUUGACAGGCAGCAGUUAUGAUAUGACUUUCUACUUACGAAAUAUUUAUGAUGGUGUAUGUAUUUGACUUCGUUUUAAGUUUGUCGUAAAUUUUCAAACAAACUCUUAAAUAGGUGAAAGAGUUGUAGCUAAAAUACCGCAUUAUAGAUAAAUUAGACUGCAACUUUCUAUAAAAUAAUAAGACCUACAAUGUUGCAUGUAUUGUCCAUUUUUAUAACUUGUUUAUGUUAACUCUAAAAUAAUUUAAACAUGUAUGUUUCACCUCAUUAAAAUAUCAAAGAAGAACAUUGUCGCAUUAUCACAUUUUGAUUGGUAAUCAUGCGUUAUUACCUUUUCAAAUUACUCAUUGACAAUUAGCCCUGUUGCCGGUAAUAUAUCUAUAGAUUAAGGAUUUUCCAAACAUGCCUGUAUUACCUUUAAAAGAUGAAAAAAACAAAGAAAAGAACAAUAUAAUUUUGUUUUCAUAAUUUCCAAACGUGUAAAUAAAUCCCAUCAUCAUUAAUAGUAAUAACCAUAAUGCGAUUAAUGUUAAUACCGCUUUUCAAAUUAAUCAACUUCUUUUAAUCUUGAAUUGUCUAAUUCAAUUAUUUACCUUUACAGUCAGCUAUAAUAGUGAGCGUAUUCUUUGAUGUUUUCACAGGGUCGAAAUGUCUAAAGAGUUGGGAUCGAAAUGUCCUGUGUUUGAAUUGUCUUUUGGUGUUGAAAUGUCUUGGGGUCGAAAUGUCUUGCUAGCUUUGUGGGUAUCAAUACAUGCAUCUAUCUACUUGAUUUCAGUACAAGGGAGGUCAUAUAGACAAUAAACAAAAACUUCUUUUCACAGUAACUUGAGUUCACAACUAAGACAAAAUAUCAAGUGUUGUACGAUUUCUUUAGAAAAGCUCCUUCACGAUGUAUCUGUACAUAUUUCCUGAUUCAAUGUCAUUGUUUUAUUUCGCCUAUAUCAAUAAAACGUAUUUGUCGUAAAUUCAGCUUAUCUGAUUGGUCGAGAACUGAUCACAUGCAGUUUCACAGAAAGUGAUAUUGACCGCAAAAAAGUGAUAUUCUUUUAAUAAAACUAACUUGAUUCUUCAAAACAAUCCCAUGCGUUUUACUUAAUAUAGCUUUGUCAAACACU